Blepharisma stoltei is the source of this 2253-nucleotide messenger RNA. NCBI's taxonomy places the organism in Eukaryota, Ciliophora, Heterotrichea, Heterotrichida, Blepharismidae. The record is from the annotation of a GenBank genome assembly.
AUGAUCAGAAGCAAAGCUAGCAUAUACCAAGUGUUAGGCUCUAUAAUUUUUCUAUCAAAAUUUGAUUUGCUAUCACUAUCCAAAGCUAUAAUCCUGCUAUCUCUGUCAUGUUUCAAAUUUCCAGUACCUGAAAAUCUAAUAACUUAUUCUAUCUUCUAUUUUACUACCUCAGAUCCUACCAUUUUCGAAAUUGGGCUCAUUCUAUCGACUUUUCUUUUUCCAAUUGAAGAAUCUGAGCCCAAAAACAUUAUUAUCAAGCUAACUUUAUGAUUUCUCUUACUCUCCUCUCUGUGAGUGAACAAAAAUUUUUUUAAUAGAAAAUUUUUUUAUGGAAAAAAAUGUUGAUAUAUAAGUGAUAAUUAUUAUAUGAAAUCUCGAGCUAAUUCUGUUUAAUUUUAAACAAAUUGCUUUUUUAAAACAUAAAUUUUACAAAUUAAAUUAAUAUUUGCUUUCCAAUUUUUAUAGAAGUGAGAUUUUUUAAAUUUCGAAAAAAAAUUUAUAUAUAAAAAAAAAGAAAUUAAACCCCCCUCCUUGAGUGAACAAAAUUUUUUUGUUCACUCAAGGAGGGGGAGUUAAAAAACUACAAGUAAUCGGAUGCAAGUUGAACUAUCAAUUCUGAUAGUUUUAGUUGCUAUUCACACUUCAUGCCAAACUUAUCAUAGUUACAAUAAGUCUGAACUCCAUACAAAGCUGGAAGAGCUGCAAGUUGAACUUGCAGCUUCAAAAGAACGAGAUAACAAUAAACCAAAUCUUUCAAUGAGGAUAAGAAGAAUAGUAAAGAAAUUGAAAUUGAUGCAGGAAAGCAAUGGGAGCAAGUCAAUAUCGAGGCAAGAUUCUAUGGAAUUAGAUAAUUUAGAAGCAAAAAAAGAAAUCGAUCCUGACAUAAAAUUUGUUAACCGGGAUAGAUUUAAUAACACUGAAGGAAAUGAGCCUUUAGAUGCGAGAUUUUGGCUUUCUUCUGAAGAAAUCAAAGAUAUCAUCUACAACUUAGUCACUACUGAGACAGCUUUAUGGCCUCAGGCAAAGCCAAAAGAAGAAAAUGAUAUUGCUAAUGUAAGUAUUGAAGCAAAACGAAGGUAUACACAAGCAUUCUCAAAUACAGGGGAAAAAUCAGAAAAAAUAUUUGAGACCCAGAGAGCUAGCACAAAGCCUAGCAUUGCUUUAUCAAAAAUGAGUGUUAUGAGGAGCACAGUCGAAGAGAAUGAAGAUUUAGGCGGCCACUUAGAAACAAUAGGAACUUGGGAUUUCGAUACCCUUGGGCUGCUAGAACUAACUGAUAAGCCAGCUUUUGAAGUUGGAUUUUAUGUUUUUGAGACAUUAGGUUUAACUGAAGAGUUUCACAUUGACAGUGAAAAUUUAUUGAGAUUUCUUACAAACGUGGAGAGAUCUUACAACGCUACAAAUUAUUAUCAUAACUCUUUGCAUUCUGCUGAUGUUACAGCUUCAACUGUAUUCCUAAUCAGAGAAGGUGUAGGAAGAUGUGGAAAUUUGCUAUCAAUUGAUGUAUUUUCUUUAAUUGUCGCAGCAUUAUGCCAUGAUAUUGGCCAUCCAGGAUUCAACAAUGCAUUUCUAGUUGCAAAAGAUGAUAAGCUAGCUUUAAAAUAUAACGACCAAAGUGUUUUGGAAAAUAUGCACAGCUGUGCAACCUUCAAAAUUUUAAGAAGAGAUGAUUGCAAUAUUAUCAGUAAACUAUCAAGAGCUGACUAUCUAAGAUUCAGAAAAGUCGUCAUCAUGUCUAUCCUUGCCACUGAUUUACAGAGACAUUACGACGUUCUCAAUGAAUUCAAAACUUGUGUGAAAAAUGGUGCAAAAUAUGAAGAUGAAAAAUUCAGAAUUCUAGCUUUGCAAACUACAUUGAAAUGUGCAGAUAUCGGACAUGGAUCGAAAACGCUAGAAUUGCAUAAAAUAUGGUCAGGGCUUAUUACGAAAGAGUUUUUCAGACAAGGAGACACAGAAAGACAGAAGGGAAUGAGUGUGACACCUCUGUGCGAUAGAAAUAAUAUUGUAGUGUCAAGAUCGCAGAUGGGAUUUUUGAAUUUUCUAGCAAAACCAUUAUUUGAGUGUUAUGAAGAAUUUGUGAUUAAUAAUAAUGAAGGGCAAGAUCAAGAUGAGCUGGAGAUUAAAGUUUGUACAAACAAUAUAUUCAAUAAUUUAGCCUAUUGGGAAGAAGAAGCACAAAGACAUGCUGAAGGCAAGCCGGAGUAUGUAUUAGAUGACUCUCCACCUCCUCUGCUGAAGAAAAAAUUGUAUUAA